UUCGCCCGGUAGAACCUUUCACGGUCAGUUCAAUUUUCUUGUCAACAAAGUCACAGUUCCUCUGAGACUCAGCCGAAGUGCACUUUCUUCCCACUCCUCAAUAGAUACAAGUGCACUUAAGGUUCCAGCUUAUUUGUAGACGGUUAAAGAUUAAUGAGAUACCUCGAUUUAUGUACUACGGUGAAAGCAGUGCAAUCAAGGAUACGUGGAGCGAUUACAAUUGAAUUAUAGAAGAAAUUCGUUUUCCAAUCUGUGCAACAACAAGGACUUCUCGAGGAAGCAAGUGCGAUUCGCGAUACAGAAUGUUCAAAGGGAGCGAUACUAAUCGAUUUGUUGAGUUCCAGCAUAAUAAAUAAUGAAAAGUGGUGGAGUGAAUGUGGAAAAGUAAAGCUAAAAGUGAUGAGUAUUAUCUUUGAAGUGCGGAAAUUACAUAAAAGUGUAACGCGGAGAAAACGAAACAUUGAGGAGGUAGCACAAGGAACUGACUCACAGAGAAUACAGCAAAGCCAACGGAUAUGGAAGGAGGAACUCCAGUCUGGGUAAUACCUGAGCCAGGCAAUCAACCCCGUGUUCCAACGGCCAAUAAUGGUACUAGUAAAUGCACAAUUGUUAGCCCCUUUCUAGUCGCGGUACAAUCAAAGUUCCGUCGAAAAUAUUAUCACAAAGUGGUUUUUGCUAUUCUUAUAGUUAUAAUUUUAAUAUUGUUAAUAACAAUUAUCAUACUGUCAUUUAGAACAGCACGUAAAUCCACCAACAAGUGCGAAUCCAAAGAAUGCAUCCGAGCCGCAUCCGCUCUUCUUCAAUCCAUGGACAUGUCAGUUGAUCCUUGCGAUGAUUUUUAUCAGUUUACCUGUGGAAACUGGCCAGAAGAGCAUCCUCGUCCCGACUCCCUGACGUCCUAUGAUUGGUUCAGUGAAAGACAGCAAAGAAUUUCGCGGCAUGUCCGAAAGUUUCUACAACAAAAUAUCACAGAUCAGGAUCCUGUUACUAUCCGAAAAGUUAAAACCCUAUAUCGCGCUUGUAUGGAUUCAGAAGCUUUGGAAAAACUUGGUCUUCAACCUAUUCUGGACUACCUGAAGGCGUUCGAUUUGCCCUUGGUUCCAGCCUUGCUCAAUCAGACCCUUGCUAACUCAACAGCUCCUUAUGAGUUCGAUUGGAUAAAAUCGUUGGUUAAAAUCAAGAAGAUACUUGGAAUGGAUGUCCUGAUUGGGUUCGACAUAUUUCCUGAUUCUCAAAAUCGUUCCACCAAUAAAAUUGGAUUAGGUACACCGGAGUCGGGAAGUGCGUUGCCAUUUAAUGAUGAGGACCACUACAAGAAGGUCAAGAGAGAAAAACGAAAAAUCAUUAUGGAAACAGUGGAAAAUUCAGAUGAUGAAAAAGAUGAAGGUGGAAGUGGCGAAGACGAAGAUAGCAGCCAAAGUGCCUCUAGUAUGCCAGUUUACUCUAGGUACAUUUUGAAAGUUUCAGCGGCAGUUGUGAUGUAUGCUGAUUCAAAUGUUAACUUCGAGGCAUCCACCGAUAUUUUGGUUUCGGCAGUGGAAAAAAUUAUCGCAAUCACUAAAGAAUUGUACAAGUACACUGAAGAGGCAGAAAACAUAACUAAAACCGAGGAAAACGAUUACAAUUAUGACGACAUCCUUCACCUAGAUUUAGCCGAACUGCAAAAGCAAACUGACGAAACAGUAAGCCCCAAAACUCUGCCAAUCUGGGAGAAAUUCAUUACACUCAUGAUGGAGGGAGCCGCCGUUAAAUUUAAUCCAGCUACCGACCAAAUACUUACCUCAAAAGCCGACAUCAGAUACUUACAACUUCUAACUGAAUUCAUCAUGGAAUCAGAUCUAAAAUCAAUUGAGUUCUUCAUCUGGUGGAGUGUAGUUGACGAGCUCGCAGUCCACACUACAGCCGCCCUCCGUCAAAUGCACUAUGAGUAUAUGCGCUCCCUCAUAAAAACCGAAGGAUCCAUAUCGCGGUCACUUUACUGUGCAAACGGCAUUAAUAACUUGAUGGGUAUGGCGGUUAGCUAUAGUCUCGUGAGCGAAAAAUUCCUGGUAGAGACUCGACCCAAGGUUGACCUGAUGCUUUCUAACAUCCGUCGAGCCUUUAACAAUCUGGUGGAAGGGAUCAAUUGGAUGGAUGAGGAAACGAAACUUCAAACCCUGGAUAAAUCUUGGAGCAUGAAGAGCCUAAUUGGAUUUCCAGAAUGGAUUAUGAACAAAACGACUUUGGAUAGCUUCUACAAAGGCAUCGAGGCUAACGAAACCACCCAUCUGAACAACAUGGUGGGUAUCCUUACGUGGCGCAUGAAACGGAAACUGAAUACUUUGAAAAGGAAGAAUGAGUUCGGAUGGGCAACAUCACCAUCGCAUGUGAAUGCGUUCCAUACAUUCCAAGCGAACACUAUAACCGUCCCGAUUGCCAUCCUCCAAUAUCCUUUUUAUGAGCUCGGCCUAGAGGCCCUCAAUUACGGAGCGAUAGGAACAAUUUUAGGUCAUGAGCUAACUCAUGGCUUUGAUGAUAGCGGACGAAUGUUUGACAAAAUGGGAAACAUGCAUCAAUGGUGGUCCAACAAAACCAUCGAGGAAUACGUAAAUAGGACGUCGUGUUUCGUGAAGCAGUACGGAGGCUAUUAUAUUCCGGAUGCUGAAGACUAUAUAAACGGUGAACUAACUCUCGGCGAAAACAUAGCAGACAAUGGAGGACUACGCGAGGCAUACCACGCCUAUAAACUAUAUCGUCAAGAAAAUGGCCCUGAACCUGCCCUACCUGGAUUCGAACAAUUUACCCAUGAGCAACUUUUCUUCAUCUCAUUUGGGAAUCUUUGGUGUGAAAGUGCUACACCAUCUUCAAUGAAGUAUGCUCUAGAAGACACUCAUUGCCCUGGUCAAUAUCGGUUGAAAGGGGUUCUGACUAAUUCACCUGAAUUCGCUAAAACCUUUGGUUGCCGAAAAGGAUCUGGUAUGUUCCCCAGUAAUGACCGUUGUAGACUAUGGUGAACUGUGGUGUUCGCUUUUAACUUUAAGUACAACCUCUUGUGAUGAUUUUUUUGUGACAUGACUUUCCUAGAUAUUUGUAUAUAAAUUGUUAAGAUUUUAGAUAGUUUUGAUUAUAGAAAGUUUUUAGGGUUGCCUGUGUGUAGAUUAGACUGGAUUUGUUGGUGUCGAUAAAAAGUGUGUAAUGGGUUUUUGUACAGCAAUCAAGAGUGCUCAAUUUGCAAUUUUUAUAGAAUAAUUCAAAGUCUGAUUGGUAAAAUUCUAAGGAAUAAAACUUUGAGAAUUAAA
Molecule: messenger RNA, 3278 nt
Organism: Hermetia illucens (black soldier fly)
Lineage: Eukaryota; Metazoa; Arthropoda; Insecta; Diptera; Stratiomyidae
Gene: Nep5
Product: endothelin-converting enzyme homolog
Exons: 9
Coding region: 516-2993 (825 amino acids)
Biological process (GO): protein processing
Cellular component (GO): plasma membrane
Molecular function (GO): metalloendopeptidase activity
Source: RefSeq, a predicted model, not a curated record